GGGAAGCGGCUAAUCAGGAAGUAAACACGGCAGAGAGAUUCGAUGGAGCAAGCAGUGACAGAGAGAACAAUGAGACUCUCGCGAGCUGAAUAUAAAGAAAUAGUCAGAUGGACAGAACAGCUAAAACCAACCCGGCAGUGCAUGAAGAUGUUGAAGGAGAGAUUCCCAAAUCACUCGCAGUCCACUCUUCUGAGCAUCUUCUCCCUGGAGUACCAGAAACGGACCAAAAGAUCCAUCUCCAGACAUCACACCCAGGAUGUUGUUGAGAGCCACUACCAGAGGUAUCUGAGUGCAGCGGCGGCACAUCCCCAUGCUCCUGUCCUGCUGGAUCUGGCCAAUGAGGUGGACCUGUCUCCUGCCCUGAUGGCUCGGAUCAUCUUGGACAGAUUCCUGCAGGACAUAGACGGCGAAACACCGUCCAAGACAACCGUCAACGGCAUGCUGAAGGAGCCAUCGCUGAUUCCGGACCUGACCUUGUCUCGUAACAUCUCUCAGUGCACAAUAAACGACUGCUGUUAUGGACCGCUGGUCGACUGCAUCAAACAUGCCAUUGGUCAGGAGCAUGAGGUUCUACUGCGAGACAAGCUCAAGGAGCGGAAUCUUUCCUUUUUAGAUGAGAACCAGUUGAGAACGAUGGGCUACGACAAAACCCCUGACAUCAUCCUCGAGAUCCCUAUCGCCGUCGACGGCCACAUUGUCCACUGGAUCGAGAGCAAAGCGUCGUUUGGAGACGACUACAGUCACCGCACGUAUCUCAAUGAACAGUUCUGGAGCUACUGCAACAGGUUUGGGCCUGGUCUGGUCAUCUACUGGCACGGCUUCAUCGGGGAACUAGACUGCCAGAGGGACCGAGGCGUCUUGCUCAAAGACAGUUUCCCUGCUGAGAUCGUCACCCUGAGCCACUCGUGCGAACAAAACUCAACACAGAACUAACAAGGGCUCAAAAACAAGUGGAAGGAAAGAGGAGAGGAGUCAGGAAGGGUAAGAACAGCCACACCGGGGCAGGGACAUGGAGCCGGAAGCAAUUUGUCCUUCCUGUCCGCGAGCUAGACUCGAAGCUCACCUUGAACUGACCCCCAGUCCUUCUUCGCCGUGAACUUUUGGGGCUUCCCGAAGUUGGUACCUGUGUGUGAGACCCAACCCCCUCCCCAUUCCCCACCCUCACCUCUGGAUGGUCUGAGAGUCCAGGACCUUCUUAUCGCCCGGGAGUCCUGGUCUGUCUCAGACCUUCCUGUUCUGGACGUGAUAAGACAGCGGUGGAGGAGCAAUGGACACCUGUGUUGCUCUUUGCCUGAUAAAGCUGAACUCUCCGGAACCUUUGUCGCUCUAUCGGUCAGAACAUUUCGCAUUCGUGCCUCAGAGACGUGACUUCGCCACUCCUGUUCCUCGCAAUGACGUCAAUAAAAAUGAAGCCAAAAUCUGCGACUCAAAUGUGUCUGUGUGCGUGGUCCAGUCCAGAGCCCACCUGGUGCCAUCGGGACGUGCAUCUGACGGGUCUACACGGAAUGUUCCUGAGAUGACUUCCAUCCAGUCCUGCUGACCCUCCGGCUCAAGGCGAAGUCAAAGUUAAAAAUAAUGGCGUCUAUAUUUGUUCCUCCUCGCGUGUGCCUGGGUUAAAUUCCUCUGAAGUGUCGCCUGAUUUGUUACCCUGAAGCCCCCUGCCCUCGGCCCGGCCUUGAUCACCGUGACGGGAGGCCGACGGGUCGUGGCGAGGUCGCCGGGCGGCUGCAGCUUCCUGCUCCGUCAACCGUCCAGUUGAGAACCUGCACCCGAGCUGGCAGAUCCUGUCGGGGACGAACGUGGGCGACCAGCAGAAAGAGAGAAUGAAAAACAGCAAAUUGAGUUCCUCUGGAGUUCUGAGCUUCCUGCCAUUGUUGCCAAGGCGACUCUUGCUGCCGGAGGUCGAUAAAUUAAGAUCCAAACAAUGAAAAGUGGAACCAUCAAACGCCGGGCCGCCGGUCCAAUCGCGCUGGAGCAAAUAUAGACAACCAGUAUAGACCUCCAGCGGAAUCAUCUGCUGGACCUUCGUCAGUCCAACACGUACGUAGAAGCCCUAAAAAUAGUUUGA
Molecule: messenger RNA, 2068 nt
Organism: Synchiropus splendidus (mandarinfish)
Lineage: Eukaryota; Metazoa; Chordata; Actinopteri; Syngnathiformes; Callionymidae
Gene: cdin1
Product: CDAN1 interacting nuclease 1
Exons: 12
Coding region: 43-933 (296 amino acids)
Biological process (GO): erythrocyte differentiation
Cellular component (GO): cytoplasm; nucleus
Source: RefSeq, a predicted model, not a curated record